CGGGCGGGCCCCUUUGUGACGUCACAAUCAGCUGUUUGGACGUUCUAAUUUCUGAUCUGGUCUGAGAUCAGCAGCAAUAACAGAAAAUAAUAAUAAUCACCCUGAAGCCAGUGGAGGGAGGGUCCGGCCCCAACAGCAGCCGCCUACAGCUUGCAAUGGUGCAUAUCUUCUGAGAAGAACAGACACACCACCACCACCUCCUGCAUCUUUUUUUUUUAAUUUCCAUUUAUAAUGUUGAUUUUAAUUAAAACUACCUCACAGACUGCCUAAAGCUGGUGCUUUACGAUAUUUAAAAAAAUCUUGUGGGUUUCUUGCGGUGUUGUUUACAAAAUAAUUGCUGACAUUAAAGGCAAGGCCUUUGCACUGAAGCCAAGUGAAGAACCUCAUGAUUGCACUAUACAUAACUCGACUCAGCUAAGUUUUCACUAGGAAGGAAGGGGUUUCUGCCCUUCAGAAGGACUCGUCCACCCAGACAGGACUCUCAAGCGUCACUCUCCCACCCGGCACCCACCAGCAACAUCCAUCUCCGUGCUCUGAGGCAGGCACUCGACGCUGGGUUUUUCUUCUCUCUUCCCAUCAAAGCUCAUCUUGGAAACCAUUCCCCAGCCAUGUUCCAACGCCUCACCAGCCUCUUCUUCAGUGACAGCAGCACACCUGAGGGCCUGGAGGAACCCAAACCCUUUGUCUCUGAGGAGGAGGAAGAGGAUGGAUGGCUCAUUAUUGACCUUCCAGCUAGUUACACUUCAGCCCCAAGCGAAGAGCAGCGGGUAGGUGAGAGGGAUUCCGUUUGCACUUCCCAGUCCUGUCCUGGGUCCCCCCCACCUACCACUUCGUCGUCCCACUCACUCAGUGACUAUAUCGGCAGGCCCGUGCCCUCCCAGCCCGACCCCUGCUUGAUGGACGAGAGUUGGUUUGUCACCCCUCCCCCCUGUUUUACUGCAGAAGGCCCCGGCCCCGUCAGGUUGGAGAGCAGCCCCAUGGAGGACCUCUUGAUCGAACACCCCAGCAUGUCCGUCUACGUCACCAGCAACAGCAUUGUGGUGGAAAGGGAGAGCUCUGACGAACCGAUCAGUGAAGGGGACGUGCCUGAACCCCGGCUGGAGCGCCGCACCCCGCACCACCCCACCUCUCUCACGGCAAAAGCUGCCAUCUUGGAGAAGGUCAGCCAGGUCCGUCGGAUCCAGCGGGCAAAGCAGCUGGUGGAGAAGCACAAGCUCAGUCAGAAGGUCAUGCAGAGGCAGAACCGCGCCAGAGAGCGCCACCCCCGGCGGGCCAAACACCAGGGCAGCUUUGUCUACCAACCAUGCCAGCGCCAGUACAACUACUAAACUACUUCAGGAAGUCUGCACCGCGGGGCAUUACCCUUUUAACUCUCAAGCUUCACGUCCCAUCUUGCGAUGCUUUCUCCAGCAGAGGUGUCUUCAUCCUUUCUCUGGAAUAAACCUAUCCCCAUGAGAGACGCUUUUCAAUUUCUUCUGAACUGAUGAUGCUCCACAGCAGAUCCUUGCUGGGCUCUCCUUCGGUUUCACUCCCCUUUUUACACUAGCGUAUACAUUUACUUACCUAUUAUUUUCUUCCUUCUCCACUUCGAUACUUUGCACUCCCCUCCCCACCACUGCAGCUUUUGCUCUGGCACUGAGCAGGAGAGAAAGCCGGCACAUCACCCUCACGUAACCUAAUGACACUGGCUGGGGGACAGCUUUUAAAUGUCAAGAAAUUAUUUAAAAGAAUAAGUGCUAAAGUCUCUGGAAAAACUUGUGUCCAACCAGUUACCCUCGGGAAAAUGAUUCCUGAUGGGAGGUAUUUCCCCAGCUCCCCGACUCCCUCCCCAAUACUUGAGUAAGUUCUUCCAGCUGCUCUUGCAAUGGUUACCUGUAUUUGAAUUCGAGUUUGGUGUUCCCAGUGAAUGCUCUACUUUUCACUAAGCUUAACACCAAUGUUAUGCUGAAUUUAUGGGAGGGUGAAGACGCCCCAUCAUUUCCUUUGUCCCUUGCCGUUAUAUUGGGAGCCUGUGACGUCAGUGCCUUUCUUUAUGACAUCACACUCUUCUCUGUGGAACAGAUUGUGAUGUCACAAAUGGAGAUACCAGAUUCAAAUGCAAACUGGAACAAAAUAACAACAAAAUUGGCCCAAAUUCCAGGAAAAUGUAACAAUUUAUGUGGAAUAAAGACUAUUCCCCCCACCCCCUUUAAAAACUGGAUUGUAUAUUAGAUCCUCUAUGAAUUAACUUGGGAGCUGGGAUUGUGGUAUCACUGAUGAUCCUUACUUGCAUGCUUUUAUUAUCUAGCUGUCUGUUCAGAGGUGCCAUGCUGGAGUAAAGGGAACCCUGCUUGAGCAUCUCCUAGCAAGUAUUUAAGGCCUGAUUUUCAGAAGUGUUGAGCACCGACAACUCCAACUGAAAUCCGUGGGAGCUGCAGCUACUGAGUGCUUCUGGAAAUCAAGCCUGUGCAGUAUUACUGUAGCCCUUAAUUCCCCACAGCCUUUUAAAAAGAGUGCAAAGUCCAUUUUAUUAUUCCGGUGCUUUCAGGUUACAGUCGGGUGUCUUACAAUAUGUUUGGCCCACCCCUCCAAACAGCUUUGCUUAAGGGACAAGUGUCAAAGCUCUAAGCAGAUUAUUGCAUGUGGAACACAGGGCAGAGAUCAGGUGGUCUUUAGAAAGGCUGAACAAAUCUGCCUCAUGAAAUGGUCAGGAACAUUCACCAGCUUAGGCAAAAAACAAGAAGAAACAAAUCCCGCAAUGACUUACUUGCAUUUUACAAUGACGAAGCCCUUAAAAAGCCCUCAUCCAUUCGAAUAAAGAAUUCUCAUUCCAGGCAACAGGCUGGGCAGAAGCCUGUGGGGGUGCAUUAUCUGAUUGGUUGUAAACACCAUAUUAGAUCUUCAGAGCCAAUGGUUGAGCAAUGAACAAGGAGGCCUACCCCCUAGACUGGGUUGUCAUUUCCUCGGUCUGUCCAAAUCACUGGAUUUCUGGCAAAAGGCUCUCCCUGGUCUCCGCUGGUUUUGGUGCCCCGGGGAAGCCAGUGAUCUGUACAUGUCCAAACAGGUCUUGGUGUUUUCUAUUUUCAGUCAAAAUCUGGGCCCUCGGAAAACAAACCCGCAAAGCAGCAUUGUGUAAAUCCCACUACCUCCAAGGAGCUGUUAGAGGAGCCACUCCCAGCAGACAGGUCUAGCCUCAGUGGAUGAUGAUACUUCUUGAGCAUGGUCCUAAAGCUAGUGGUUGGACAUAACCCAUCACUCAAACCCCCAGGCGUGAGAAUUCUCCUUCACGCUGGUAUAACAGCCUGUGGUUUGCUGCCCCAUCUAGCGUUUGGGAGGACAGUGCAGAAAGGGGCUUGUGCAAUAGUCACAGAGGUGGUAAAGUAUGUCGAAGCUGGUAGCGAAAGGAUGUGCAACAAGAGAGGAAGCGAGAGAGAUUGGGGACAAAAGAAAGGCAGGAGGAGAGAGGCAAGACAAGAAACGAGGAUGGAAACUGGAGCAGUUGAGAGGGUACAAGCCCAAGGCCGAGAACUGUGUAGCGCAGAACUUGUGCCUACGUGGAUGGAAAAACACACAAGUCCCCCAAAAAGAGGUAUAUAUGGCAGCUCCCCUAUUCCCCUGUUACAGGCAGGCCUAACGCUCGCUAGUCUGAUAGUCCCUACAGGACUAUAGGGAGUUUCCGAUGGGAAAUAAAGUUCCAGGCGUUCAGCCCAGUUGAGGAAUUUCUUCUCUGUAGUCAGAAUGGGCUAAUAGAUAACCCCCGGUUAACUGCACUAAAGAUUGUGCCCUGUGUCAUGAAUAGCCAUAUUCAUCCCUGGUGGUUUUAAUGCUGCUACACCAGAGCUGGGUUUGGCCCAACAUGUUUAUCCUUAAAAGGCCACUGUCAAGAUAUAAAAAAUUGUACGUUAAUAAUACGCGAUUAGUAAAACCGCAAAGCUGUCUGAAAAUCACUUUCCUCCAUUAAUGCUCUUUAUUUACUGCUUGCACUUCACUCCCUGGGGGAACGAAACUAGGCUGUCCACAGGCAGGCUCCCGUUCCCAUUUGCACAAUGCUGUUGAGUUUGAGUUUCCACCAUGCAAGGCCAUGUUGAGCUACAAAAAUAAACCACUUUCACUGGAAUUUCUUCUAUAAACCAUUAUUCAGACCUUUACCUUCAUAGUAGGUUUUGUGAAAUUGUGUUUUUAAAAAUAAUUGUAAACAGUGGGCCUCCACCAUGUGAGCGCCGCUUUUAAAAUGUCUAAUAAUUGAGCUCUUGAGACUUUUGAGAGGAAAUAAACUUACAAUUAGCAGCCUCCAGGAAUGGAGGCUAACAGAUCUGGUUAGCCCGGAGAAUGGCUACUAUAAUUUUGCCUGCAGGAUCUAGCUAAAAUGCAGGUGCCAUGGGAGCCUCUAAAAAUACAGAGAUAAAUGGGAUUAUUUUAAAUAUAUUUAAUAUUUGUUGUUCUUCAGUGUAAUCAACCAUUGUUUGAAACAGCCCUACUGCCUCUAUAACUCUCCCAGUCUGGCUUUUGUAAAAUUCUGCACAAGACCAUUAUUAGUGUCUCCAAACACAAAGCCCUGCUGCCCUCAUGACACUACUGAACAGAAAGUUCUCACACAGCAUGGAAAUAAAUUCUAACCCGCCUAGAGAAAUAAGAGCAGUGCCUGGCAAAGAUUAAAAAACAGUAACAUCAUCCUGUAUUAAUGGAAAAGACGCUGCAGGCAGCUAUAUCUGAUCGAAUCAUUGGUGACUCUAGUAACUAGAGAUAACUCCCAACCAAUAUGCUGGACCUGAACUCCUCCCCCACCCCCAGCACACACAAACCUUGUUGAUGUUCCAGCUGGCUCUGAGCUCUGUAGCUUGGGCCCAUCUCUAAUAGGAACCUGAUUUUUAGAAUCUGAUCCCUCCUUUCAUUGAAGUCAAGGGCAAAAUUCCCAUAUUGCUAGGAUCAGCUGUUUGUUCCUCUUUGCUUUUGCACCCUUGUCAGCAUCUGGAGAGGCAGCCGAGCUCAUGUGCACAGAUCUCUUGGCAAGACGGUUUAACAGCAGUUAAGAGAAAGAGAGAGAACUUGAAAAGCCAGUGUUAUUUCCUAUGGUCUGGAUGAGCCCCACCCCUGUCUGUUGUUUGAUACCAGCUCCACAUUGUCUCCACGUGUUGGAGCAGGCAGUGGUGUGAUAGAACUUCAUCUGCUCACUGCUGAAGGUCCCACCAGGAGUGUGUUAAAGAUGGCAACACGUCUAUUAUUUCAUUUGCAGCCAACUCCUUACCAGAGACUGGCAAUGUCUUGACUUGAUGGGACAUUUACAGCCAUUCACAUCCUUGGUUUUCUAUUAAAUGCCUUUUUCUCAAGUGAGCCCUGAUGCAAGUUGGGACUGGUGCAUUUUACAUGAACGCCGACUCAAGUUCCUGCAGAGGUGAGGAGGAGCUAUUUCCUAAACUCGUCAAUGUCCAUGUCAGGGUUAAGAAUUUUUUAAGCAGCAACAUAGGAACAGGGUUAAAUUUUGGAUGCUCAUCAAGUCUCCGCCCCCCGCAUCCCCGGUUCAGUUCUCCUUUCCAUAGGCUGUUUGGUCAAACUGUUCUGCAGCAUUAGGCUGUUUCAUGCACAUAAGGUGGCUUUAGAGGGAGAUUUCCUUGCUGGAGCAGACACCAAUAAAGAGCUGUAUGAGGUCAGUAAUUUUCUGCCUCCCGGUCAGCUCCCACCUGUUACAGUUACACAGUUCUACACCUCCACUUACAACAUGCCUCAGGCACCCUGCAAAUGACAGUGAUGUCACAAAUUUAACAUGAUGAUGUCACCCAUGCCCAGAGCCCCCAUAACACUUGUGAUAUUUGGAGCUGACCAUUGUGUCUUGCAGAUCAAACAGGUGCCAAAUGGCUGCGAGAGAGAGAGAGAGCGAGCAAAGCUUCCUAGAAACACAAAUUGCUUUGGGGAAUGUUACUCACCUUGUACAUCUUACAAUGCGUGUGUCUGCUAAGCUGCUCCCAAGCAUUUCUCCCAGUAGGAGAAGUCCCUCUUUAAAAGCCUCCCAGCCUCGCUAAUUGUCCAGGACAGUGAGAAGCAAAAACUACUCAAUUAGGACUUGAUCCAACAGCAAUUGAAGUCAAUGGCAAAGCUCUAGUCGCCCUCAGUAGUGCCGGCCAGGGCCCUUAAGUGCUGUUAAAACAGAGGCACUGAGUCCAAUAGCCCAACUGCCCGUUUCAGUGGUGGUUCAUUUCUAAUAUUUAAAGUUUUAUUUUUUUUUAGAAGGAGAAUGCAAGGAACUUUGCUUGGAUGUCAUCGUUCUGCACAACUGCAUCAUGUUAUCCCUAGUCAGCAGGGGAAACCAAGCAAAACUACCAUCCCACUUUAUAUCAAGAGUUUAGAAAGGGUUAAUCAAUGAUUGAUAAUGUUUUACUGAAAGGUCAAAUCAUUGUUAGACAGGUCACUAGGUUACUAUUACCAUGGCUUACAAGCAUCUAAAACACAGACUGUCCUCAACGUAAUCAUUUAUUAACCCUUUAUAAGCUGAUUAGAAAUGCACCUGCUAUCAAGUGUGACCAAACAGCUAAUGCUGUGACAGAGGUGUGUUCACACUGUGCUUGGAGGCGAUCACUAGAAGUACUGGUCUGCUACCAAAUUUCCUGUCCUAGUUCUUUAACGAUCAACCAGAGCCCGUCACGCUGAGGUUGGAUGGCUCUCCUUUUAUCUUAAAGCAAACAAAAGGUGCUUAAAACACAGAAUCUUUGGGUGCCCGUGUGUAAAUAUUUUAAAAACACAGAGUGGCUGUACGGUGUUGAUUUUGGUUUUGCAUUCAGUAUUUCCAGUUUGUGGUUAGUUGUGUGAUGCUCCCAACUGAAAGGUUAAACAAACAAACUAACCUGUGGCUGGGAGCGUGUUGUUCUGAUCUCCUACUUUAAUGGCUAUGCGGAGUUUUCAAUUUCUUUUUUAUUUGUGUAGGGGAAAUUACAGCGUGGACUCAGGGACAAACACGUGCAUUGGGAUCUUUAAAAGUGCAUAUUUCAGAACAUUUGAUUCUGAUGCGUUCUUUUAUUUCCUGGGAGGCUGUGGAUAUGAAUCUGCACGUCCUAAAGGAAUCUGUGAAACCUAGUGAGAUGUCUUUUUAUUUUCUUAGCAUGAAUUGCUAGUAUCAGCUGCCUUCUGGACGAGGAAAAGGAUUCGACUGGCACCAGUGUAACUGUGUAACAGAUUUAAAGUUAGCAGUGUCCACUUACUAGCUACGGGGCCACCCAGGGGCACACCCACCUCACUCAUGUGGGUCCCAGGAAUCACAUGGAAAUUGUUGAAAUACAAUUUAUUCCUCCUCUAGGCCAGCGUUAUUGGAAAUAUCUAGCUAGCUAUUUUUAAGGAAUAUGUUUUGAGAGGGCAUCAAAGCCCCCAAGGGCUUGGGGGCAAUGCCAAGAUCUUGGAGGCAGAGCUAACAACAGAUCUGUGCUCCACACGAAUCACAAACUUGAGCUAGAUCUUGCUCCCAGCGGAGUCAACGGGAGCAGGAUAGGGCCAGGCGGGUGCAAAAUGGUUUGGAAAAAGUGCGUUGAGAGUAAGAAGGGGGCAGGGGAGGGAGCACUGCGACGGUUGUUCGCGCUCUCAGGAAUAAUGUCAUUUCUGAUUUUUUUUUUUUAACAUUAAAAAAAAAAAAAGGCACCGGGUGGAAAACAAAGUCCUGGGGGCACAUCUGUUUAGAAAGCCAGGUGGGCUUGGCUCUUGCUUUCUCAGCGGGCUAAUGUUGAGGCCACGGCCAGCAUGGGCAGUGUAAUGGAGUAGAUCUUCUAAUAACUCUUGCCCAUCUUUAGAGCAUAGAAGCCAGAUCCCUGCGAGGUACUAUCCCCCCACACACACACACACAUGACCCAGGAGAGCGCUCACAGCCAGUCAGGCUCUAUACGAGGGGAGGGGCAGACUGCAGGGAGGAGCCAGGGGGAUGACUGUCAUUCUCCCGCCACCUGGGUGGAACUUGCAUGGAAAGAGCAACAUGGCGCCAGGCGAGAUUAUCUCUUCUGCAGAGCUCCUCUCCAGGGGCCAGAGCCAGGGGGGAAAUAUAACCUCUGCCUGGCUGACCCUGCCUGCCUGUGGAUUCUCCCACAAUCGGCCUGGUGCAGAAUCAGAACCCACAUCCUCUGCCAUGCAGCGGUAAAUUCCGCCCUUCUUAGUUGCAGGGGGUGAGGGAACCGCUUCGCCCAUAAACACCACUGACCCUGCUUUUUUGAAGUCAACAAGAGGUUGGCUUCAAUGGGGGCAUGGGCAGCCCGUGAGCACAAAGCUGGGGGAAUGCCCCCCUUUUGUUUUAAAACAUUUAUGUAGGGCCAAGUCUGAAGCCACAUAUUCUAGCAUUCUGCAUAGAACACCAACACCCCCCGAAGCAGCCCUAGUUAAGUGAUCCUGGUUCAGGGGCUGAAUUCAAAAGCGGGUCACAGCAGCCCACUUAGUCCUUGAUCACAAACACACAAGCCGUCCAUGAUGCUAGACUCUGCCUACUGCAUUUUGGCCGGGUUUCAUUUGCAUUUAAAGGGUGACGAGGAGCGCUGCUGGGCGACAAGCUGGGUGCCAUGGAAAGCACACCUGCCAGCAGAGCUGCCCUUGAAAUCCAGCCCUUCGAAACCAGCACCUACAAGUACCACUUCCGAGAGGCACCCACGCUGCUGGGAAAGCCCAGCCUUGAGGAAAGUCAAUUCGGUCCAGCAGGGCCCCUUUCUUUUAAUAUUGCAAAGUACAAAUUUAGGUAUGUAGUUCAUCCCAAAGCUCCUCGCUUUAGGAACCUGUUAUUUCUCUUUGUAUAUUUUAAAACCGUAUGUAGCUGUGUGUGGAGCAGUUUCCUUUUCUCCAAGUCCCAGGGGGGAGGAAAUCCAUUAGUGUGUUUGAUGAAGGCCAUGCACAGUACCAAACUCUCCUGCGAUGUAAAAAGCCCAUGUUUGCAAGAGCACAGGGCUAGGAUAAUUCCCCGCCCAACUCCCUUGCAUAGAUUGGGGCUGAAAUUGGUGGUUUCCAGUUAUGGAAGAGGUGUUUUUUUUUUAACAAAUGAGCAUGGCCGAUAUUUGUUAUUUAAUAAAUAGACAAAUAUGACUGCAGUGAAAAGUGAAGGUUCAGCAAUGGUCACUCUCCUUGAUAGUGGUUCUCCACCAUUUCCAUAAUGUAACGCUAUAUUACAACAGAAAAAAGCUUUGGGACCCAUCUAGCUAGUUCUCUCUCUCUCUCUCUCACACACACACACACACCUCUGUUGGAGAGCCCCAGGUUGAGCACGGAUGCUUUAAAAUAAGAUGGGAGACAAGUAUAUGUCUGGAUGAUGCAUCUACUCCCCCAAGCUCUGAACUUCUCCAGGAAUGUGACCAUUCUUUCAUGGCAUGGAUACCUAACAGUACAAAGAAUAGUACGAUGCCAUUGUCUGCACUAAUGGCGCACCUCACGCUGUAAUCAGUUAGUUACUUUUUCUUUAAACAGAUUGAAUUUGAAAAGGAGGAAGAGAAGUAAAACUGCUUGAGGUCAAGGAUGUGGAAUUUCUUCUGUAUCCCUAGGGCACCUUUGGAACCUCUUCUGUAGACUCUCUGGGCCUCCUUCGCCUCGCCCACCGUUUUUAACUCCACUGACCUCUCUCUGGCCAAUUUGACUCCCAUGUAGGAUCAAAGUCAGGCCAACCAUCGUCUUUUCUCCUUUAGUUUCAGGUGCCUCCUCUAUGCCAUUCUAGAAGAACCUUUGCCUAUUACGCAGUUUGGUAUGUUCACCUCCGUCCGUUUCUCCUGCAGCUGUUCCUGUGAGCUGUCAGAGAUACAGCCAUUCUAUGAACACCUCCUUGGCCCAGCUCUCAUUCCACUGAACUGCCUGGGAGUUUUGUCAAUGGGAGGGGGAAUAGGGAGAUUAGAAAAAAGUCUAUUUAUAAAUAAAAAUGGGGAGGGGGAGAGGAGGAAGUGCUCUGGCAUGGUUAGUAAAUCACUUUUGUUUUGACGUGUGAGAGUUUUGUGAAUCCUCGUAACAGAGGAGAUGCUGCCUCCCCCUUCUGCUCACCCCCAAAAAGGCAGCCUGGCACCUGGAGCAUGCAACAGCGGGCAGCUCUUGGAGUGCAGAAGUGAAAGGGUGACAGCACUCUCGCCAGUCAGAAACACAGGGUCGGAUUUUUAAAGGGCCUCACUGUAGCCUCCGGCUUUAUGCCCUUGAUGCAGGCACAAAAAGGCUCUUUCUAAAAAGUUAGCUCACGAAAUUUAAUUUAAAAAACAAAUCCCACAUUUUCCUCAAAAAAAUGGUUAUAAAAAAAGGGAACGGCUCCAUCUAGUAUCCAAGCUGAUGCUGACUUAUUCCUUCUUUGCUCAAUAAACAGCUGCAGCUUCAAGUUCUUUACACCUCCCUACCCCCUUUGUUUACAAGGAGGUAGAGGAUGUGGGUUAGCACCUGAUGAAACAUUCAGCCCGUACCCGUCUAAACCCACUUGGGCAACACCAACUUCCCUAAUAAUAGGUCUGCCUGAUUAGGCUCUGAGAUAUGUCAGGCUCAUUGUUCUAGCUCAGCACGUGCUCUUCUCCACACUAGCUGCCUGCAACUAGUGGCUCUUCGGUCAGAGGGAGUCUACACUAGCCCCCAUCGUUACCGCCAUUGCCACUGCUCAGCCGUCCUACAUGGAGAUUCAGACUCUGGGUGAAAGCCUGGCUCCACUGAAGUCAAUAGCAAAACUUCCUUUGACUUCAAUGGAGUCAGGCUUUUACCCUUUAUCUCCAGGGUGUGGGAGAUCCUAUUCCUUGUAGGGAGAGGGGGAAAAACCACCCUACUAGCAUGUAACUUGUAUAGGGUCCACCUGUAUGAGAAACCCCAAACGUCUUUGCUGUUCCAACUCCUUCUUGCCUAACAGUGAGCGGGGGAGCAAAGCUGACCAUAAAUACAAACUAUUUUAAACACCCAAUUCUCACUACAAACAACUUGUAUCUAAUUCACUUUUGUGCUUUCAAAAUCCAGCUUUUACCCUUCCUGAGACAAAGGUACAGCUCACACUGUAACAGCAACAUAGUAAUAUUCUUUUCUAUUGUAUCAGAACUGUAUCUGUAACGUAGCAUUUGAGUGUUGCAAUAUUUUGUGUAUAUAUAUCUCUCAACUCCCACAACUAGGUAUUAUACUCAUAAUACUCUCCUAUAUGCAUUAUACCUCUUCAUAGUGUAUUGACUGUGUAUGUGCCUUUCACCCCUUUGCAUGGUUUGGUAACAAAUUAGGGAACCAUAGUUAAAGUCCUAUGCAAAAAACGACUGGGAAUUUAAAUUACAAAAAAAAUUCUGCAGCUGUAUGUUAUUGUG
This is a messenger RNA of Trachemys scripta elegans, 11225 nucleotides long. It is a transcript of the gene TP53INP2, whose product is annotated as tumor protein p53 inducible nuclear protein 2. Gene Ontology annotation, cellular component: autophagosome; nucleus. The transcript is spliced from 4 exons. Gene Ontology annotation, biological process: positive regulation of DNA-templated transcription; autophagosome assembly. NCBI's taxonomy places the organism in Eukaryota, Metazoa, Chordata, Testudines, Emydidae. Bases 609 to 1328 code for a protein of 239 amino acids. The record is from RefSeq and is a predicted model, not a curated record.